This is a messenger RNA of Pan troglodytes (chimpanzee), 2155 nucleotides long. Its product is annotated as TBC1 domain family member 3G. Gene Ontology annotation, biological process: regulation of GTPase activity. The record is from RefSeq and is a predicted model, not a curated record. The transcript is spliced from 14 exons. Gene Ontology annotation, molecular function: GTPase activator activity; small GTPase binding. Lineage: Eukaryota; Metazoa; Chordata; Mammalia; Primates; Hominidae. Bases 148 to 1725 code for a protein of 525 amino acids.
GGUGCUUAACACCUAUCCACUCUCUGGCCUGCCUCAGUGUUCUACAGCAGUUACACACAGGCAGUGGUAUCUGUGAGCAGCUCUGUGGACUCAAAGGUUUUCUCCCUGAGAGGUAUGACCCAGGCCAGCUGAUUCAUCAGAAUCAGGAUGGACGUGGUAGAGGUCGCGGGUAGUUGGUGGGCACAAGAGCGAGAGGACGUCAUUAUGAAAUACGAAAAGGGACACCGAGCUGGGCUGUCAGAGGACAAGGGGCCUAAGCCUUUUCGAAGCUACAACAACAACGUCGAUCAUUUGGGGAUUGUACAUGAGACGGAACUGCCUCCUCUGACUGCGCGGGAGGCGAAGCAAAUUCGGCGGGAGAUCAGCCGAAAGAGCAAGUGGGUGAAAAUGCUGGGAGAGUGGGACACCUACAAAAACAGCAGGAAGCUCAUAGAUCGAGCGUACCAGGGAAUUCCCAUGAACAUCCAGGGCCCGAUGUGGUCAGUCCUCCUGAACAUUGAGGAAAUGAAGUUGAAAAACCCCGGAAGAUACCAGAUCAUGAAGGAGAAGGGCAAGAGGUCAUCUGAACACAUCCAGCAGAUGGACCUGGACAUAAGCGGGACAUUAAGGAGGCAUAUAUUCUUCAGGGAUCGAUACGGAACCAAGCAGCGGGAACUACUCCACAUCCUCCUGGCGUAUGAGGAGUAUAACCCGGAGGUGGGCUACUGCAGGGACCUGAGCCACAUCGCCGCCUUGUUCCUCCUUUAUCUUCCUGAGGAGGAUGCAUUCUGGGCACUGGUGCAGCUGCUGGCCAGUGAGAGGCACUCCCUGCAGGGAUUUCACAGCCCAAAUGGCGGGACCGUCCAGGGGCUCCAAGACCAACAGGAGCAUGUGGUAGCCACGUCACAACCCAACACCAUGUGGCAUCAGGACAAGAAAGAUCUAUGUGGGCAGUGUUCGUCCUUAGGCUGCCUCAUCCGGAUAUUGAUUGACGGGAUCUCUCUCGGGCUCACCCUGCGCCUGUGGGAUGUGUAUCUGGUAGAAGGCGAACAGGCGUUGAUGCCGAUAACAAGAAUCGCCUUUAAGGUUCAGCAGAAGCGCCUCACGAAGACGUCCAGGUGUGGCCCGUGGGCACGUUUUUGGAACCGGUUCGUUGAUACCUGGGCCAGGGAUGAUGACACUGUGCUCAAGCAUCUUAGGGCCUCUAUGAAGAAACUAACAAGAAAGCAGGGGGACCUGCCACCCCCAGCCAAACCCGAGCAAGGGUCGUCGGCAUCCAGGCCUGUGCCGGCUUCACGUGGCGGGAAGACCCUCUGCAAGGGGGACAGGCAGGCCCCUCCAGGCCCACCAGCCCGGUUCCCGCAGCCCAUGUGGUCAGCUUCCCCGCCACGGGCACCUCGUUCUUCCACACCCUGUCCUGGUGGGGCUGUCCGGGAAGACACCUACCCUGUGGGCACUCAGGGUGUGCCCAGCCCGGCCCUGGCUCAGGGAGGACCUCAAGGUUCCUGGAGAUUCCUGCAGUGGAACUCCAUGCCCCGCCUCCCAACGGACCUGGACGUAGGGGACCCUUGGUUCCGCCGUUAUGAUUUCAGACAGAGCUGCUGGGUCCGUGCCAUAUCCCAGGAGGACCAGCCGGCCACCUGCUGGCAGGCUAAACACCCUGCGGAGCGGGUGAGAUCGGCUUGCACUGCACUGAGCCACAACGUGGGCAUGGACUUCCCGGCCCUGCAGUGCACCCAGCACUGAUUCCGAGCAGGGCACCCCCUUCAGAGCUAGGGACGAACAGCAGUGUGCUCCCACCUCAGGGCCUUGCCUCUGCGGCCUCCACUUGGAAAGUUCUCAGUUCCCUCCAGGCUUCUAGAAGCAUCUGGGCCAGGGCUCAUGGCUGGAUAAUUUCCCUAGGCUUAACAACCCAAGCAAGCUUCGCCUCCUCGUUUUAUUUUUUGUUAAACUUAUGAGAAUGUAUUAAGAAAGAGUGCAGCUCGAGAGACAUUCAGAGAUGGAGCACACCAGACUCCAGAUCACAAAGCCAACCAUGCCCAGCCCCUCCCAACACCCCCAGCCCCACGACCAUCAUUCUGAAUUCUGACGACACCGUGAGCCUGCCUUUGUACUUUAAACUCAUGGAAGGAUAACCACCUUCACGUUUUGAAAUAAAUGUUUCCUGUUGAAAUGA